Molecule: messenger RNA, 1677 nt
Organism: Nothoprocta perdicaria
Lineage: Eukaryota; Metazoa; Chordata; Aves; Tinamiformes; Tinamidae
Gene: RNF207
Product: ring finger protein 207
Exons: 15
Coding region: 1-1677 (558 amino acids)
Biological process (GO): regulation of cardiac muscle contraction; regulation of heart looping
Cellular component (GO): perinuclear region of cytoplasm
Molecular function (GO): Hsp70 protein binding; zinc ion binding; transmembrane transporter binding
Source: RefSeq, a predicted model, not a curated record
AUGGCCGCGGAGCUGCCGUGGGCGCCGGGCGCGGGCGGGGCGCUGCCCGGGGGCGGCUGCCACCCCCUCGUGUGCCGGCUCUGCCGCGAGCCCUACGAGCAGCCCUGUCUGCUCGACUGCUACCACGACUUCUGCGCCGGCUGCCUGCGCGGGCGCGCGGCCGACGGGCGCCUCGCCUGCCCCCUCUGCGGGCACCCGUCGGUGGUGAAGGGCGCCAACGGGCUGCCCCCCGUGGACCGGCUGCUGCAGUUCCUGGUGGCCGGCGCYGCCGAGGAGGAGGUGCAGUGUGCCAACUGCGACCGGCGCUGCGCCAAGGCGGAGCAGGACGCCAUGUACUUCUGCAACACGUGCAGCCAGGCGCUGUGCGYGCCGUGCCGCGACGAGACGCACCGCGCGCGCAUGUUCGCCCGCCACGACGUCGUCGCCCUGGCCAAGCGCACCAAGGACGUGCACAAGAAGUGCCCGCUGCACCAGGAGCCCUACAUCAUGUUCUCCACCGAGAAGAAGUCCAUGCUCUGCAUCUGCUGCUUCCGCGACAUGCAGGGGGAGAGCCGCGCGCACUGCAUUGACCUCGAGACGGCGUAUGCGCAGGGCUGCGAGAAGCUCGACCAGGCCGUCAUGGCCGUCAAGGAGCUGCAAACGGCGACGCGCGAGGCCAUCGUGCUGCUCAAGGCCAUGAUCGAGGAGGUUCGCAGCAGCGCCUGCGACGAGGAGGAGGCCAUCAGCUCGCUGUGCAGCAGCAUGCAGGAGACGCUGGCCGAGCGGCGGCAGGCGCUGCUCAGGGCGGUGCGGAGCCAGCACGAGGAGAAGGAGAAGGCGCUGCGCGAGCAGCUGGCGCACCUGGCCGCGCUGCUGCCCACGCUGCAGGUCCACCUGGUCACCUGCUCGGCCUUCCUGAGCUCUGCCAGCAAGGCCGAGUUCCUGGACCUGGGCUACCAACUCAUGGAGAGGCUGCAGAAGAUCGUGCAGCUGCCGCACCGCCUGAGACCGGCGCAGAGCAGCAAGAUCAGCACCGAGUACCGGGCCGAGUUCGCACGCUGCCUGGAGCCGCUGCUGACGCUGGCACCGCGCCGCGCCGUGGGGAGCAGCACCGGUGCCAUCGGGACUGGCAUCACCGCCACCAACAUCAUCGCCGGCGGCCCCUGCUCCAAGACGCUGCUGGUGCCGGGGCAGGCGGGUGCUGCCAAGGCCGCGGGCAGCAGUCCUGCCACGCGCAAGCCGUCCGCGCACCGCGGCAUCAGCACCAAGGUGCUGCUGGCCGAGGGCACCGACUCGCCCUUCGCCCAGCACUGCCGCGACUACGAGAACACCUAUCGGGGGCUGCAGGCGGAGGUGCAGAGCCUCAAGGACCAGGUGCAGGAGCUGCACCGCGACCUCACCAAGCACCACUCGCUGGUGCGCGCCGACGCCAUGGGCGAGGUGCUGCAGAAGUCGCAGCAGGUCGACGUGCGCAUCGCCGCCCACUACUCCUCCGUGGAGAUGAUGCGCAGCGUCUUUGAGGAGGCUUGGGAGGAGACGUUCCAGCGCGUGGCCAACGAGCAGGAGAUCUAUGAAGCGCAGCUCCACGACCUGCUGCAGCUGCGCCAGGAGAACAGCUGCCUGGGCACCAUCGCCAAGCAGAUCGCRCCCUACGUGCGCUCCAUCGCCAAGGUGAAGGAGCGCCUGGAGCCCAGGUGA